AUGAAGAAUAUAGUGCUGGAGACCUACAGUGGAAAGGCUGAUCCCAAGGAGCACCUGCUGUAUUUCAACACAAAGAUGGUGAUCAGCGCCGCUUUUGAUGCGGUCAAGUGCAGGAUGUUUCUAGCCACGUUCAAAGGCACAACAAUGGCGUGGUUCACGACUCUACCACGAAGGUCCAUCACGAACUUUCGUGACUUUUCAUCCAAAUUCCUUGUCCAGUUCUCGGCGAGCAAAACUAAGCAGGUGGCGAUUGAAGAUUUGUACAACGUGCGUCAAUUUGAGGGCGAGACUUUGAAACAGUACGUUGAGCGGUUCAGCGCUGCAUCAGUAAAGAUAGAGGAAUCCGAGCCAAAUGUCUGUGCCCGCGCCUUUAAAAACGGAUUACAGCCAGGGAAGCUGAAUAGUAAAUUGAGCCGAAAGCCAGCCAAGUCAAUGGCGGAGGUGCGAGCCCGGGCGAACACGUACAUACUUGACGAAGAGGAUAACGCUUUUAAGCGCAGACGCGCGAAGAUAGAAAAGGAUGGCGACCAGAGGGAUGUGUCACCAGAAGAUAAGCCGAGCAAGGAGAAAGUAGAGGGAAGCAUAAGACGGGACAGGAAUGUUCGAACAGGGGAAAAGGCACCGAGGGAAUCUUUGUAUCCCAAAAAGGAAAAUUUUGAGCGGCGCCGGCCCUGGCAUCAGGCUGACCCCCGCCGCCGAGAGGAGGCGGGGAAAUGCUUGAACGCCCACCUGACAGGGCUGUUCCGUGAAGUUAAGGCGACGCACGCAGUUGAAGAGGGCGAAAGAGAGACUGACCCGCCGCGGGCAACGACAGACAAGACCAAGUGGUGUGAAUAUCACCGCUCAGUGGGGCAUGAUACAGGGGAUUGCUUUACUCUGAAGAAUGAGAUCGAGAGGCUCAUCCGAGAGGGGCGGUCGGAACUGAAUGAACGCGGCAAUCGCUGGAACGGAGAGCGACAGUAG
This is a messenger RNA of Lotus japonicus, 963 nucleotides long. RefSeq lists its product as uncharacterized. The coding region runs from base 1 to 963 and encodes 320 amino acids. The transcript has a single exon. The record is from RefSeq and is a predicted model, not a curated record. Lineage: Eukaryota; Viridiplantae; Streptophyta; Magnoliopsida; Fabales; Fabaceae.